CAUGCACCAUCUUUUCUCUCUCAUGCCGUGUGCCAUUCCCUCCCUCUCUGCCUGCACUUCCUCAAAGUGGUCAGAGCUCCUCUCUUUCCUCCUGUGCUCUUCACAUCCUCUCCACCCUCCCGUCAUCUCACCUCCACCCGUUGCUCGAACCUCAGGCCGCCACCUGAAUCCUCUUCCAAAAAAACUUGACCUUUUUGGUGGUCCCCUCAUCCUCUCCCUGCAGUUUGUGUGUCUGGAGUGUCCGGUGUCGCUGAGAGAGUCUCCAAACGGUGUCCGACGGGAGAAAAGACCGGGGGAAGAGUUUUCUGCACAAUGAAAGUUCAGCUGCUGCUCCUGUUGGCCCUGGCUGGCCCUUUCUGUGCCUUCACACGUGCGAGCCCAACGGAAUAUCCCUCAGAAAUCACCUGGACAGAUGGUGCGACUUCAGUGGAAAAUGCUCUCGUCACCGAUCCUCCUCUCACCACAUCGCAUGCUGCACCUCUUGCUGACGUUGCAACAGAUCUGCCCUCCACCACAGACGAUAGCCAAGAAACCACAGUUGAGAUUGUGACCACCGAAGCAGAACAAACAUUCGCUUUAACUCCAGUAGUUGAGACGACAGCUCCCAUAGAGGAGACCACAGCUCCUGCCGAGGAGGUCACGACUCCUGUUGAGGAGGUCACGACUCCUGUUGAGGAGACCGAAACACCUGCCGAGGUGACCGGAGCACCUGCCGAGGUGACCGAAGCACCUGCCGAGGUGACCGAUGCACCGGGUGAGGAGACCGAAGCACCAGUAGACCCUACAGAAGCUGAGGAACAAAAUGAGGUGAUAGAGAAAAGCAGCACAAAUGAAGAACUGAGCGGUGAAAAAGAAACAGAAGAGGGCCUGAGUUCUGGACAGAUAGUCGGCAUCGUGAUCGGCGCCAUCACGGCAGUGGUCAUUGUCAUCGCUGUGGUGAUUGCAGUAUUUAGGAGGAUGGGCAAAUACUCGUCUGCUAAGAGCAAAAAAUCAGCAAAAAAAGACAUCACUAUGCCCUUGAGGAGAAAGCCGACCAAGCAGCAGGAGCGCGUAAAGUUCUGGAAAUUUUAAACUACUGAACUGUGAUGUUGAUUUUGAUCCUAUAAAACGAGCACAACGCCAGAACUAAACCAAUCUAACGUGGAGCCUGAACUGAUGCCAAACCAAAAGAUGAAGGGAGGUUUGUUUGUGUUGAUGCACUGUGUUGUUUGUGAGACAAGAGGGAUGCACAAGCCAACCCCCCAUAUUAAGGAGCUGCUGACAUUAAAGGCUCUGCCUUCCCAUAUUCCCUUGAAGAGAACAAAACAAUGUGACAGCAGGAAGUCAUAGAAGUAUUCAAACACAUAAUGUAGAAUAAAAGCAGAAAUGAUUUAUUUGGCACAUGGAGGGUGUGUUUCUGUACUUUAAAGAGAUAAAGACUCAACGUAACACUAAACAGUUUGCUGCUUCUCUCUCCUGCUGGUUGAAAGCAAAAUUACUAUUGUAAACAACCCUGCCGCAGCCUACUGUAGCUAGCGCUAACAAUGAGCGAAUGCUAACACAAACCAUCUGAUCCUGAAAGCCACAAGGUACAAAAAUCCACACUGUUGAAUUAAAAUAUUACUUCCAGGUCCAGUUACAACAAAGCUAGAUCACCAUCAGUCCAUGAUUCCGUAGCCUCUUUUAGCUCCCUCAAAGAGGGUAGGCCAUGCCGAUGUUCACUCUGGUUUUAGCUCUUUCCUUAGCUACCAAAAAUAUUACUCACUAACUUUUCUUGACAGACUCCGUGACCAUGAUGCCAAAAAAAAAUAUUCAACUUUUCUUUUGCAUGUGUUUUUCAUUGAUGAUCAGCAAUUGGAAAAAGCUAACUGCUUGCCUUUAUAUUAACUACCAGCAAGGUAAACAGCUAUUGCCAUGAAGCAGGCAGCUAGGCCACUCCCACAAAACUGUAAAGUGUGGUUUCGGGUCAGCAGAGAGCUGUCCAAGGUGAAGUUGGUCAUGUUCUGACCUACACAAUCACUGAAACCCACCUUUAAAGAAUAUUUUCAAGUGUUCAAAGUUGUUUUGUGCUACUUUAAAUAAAUGGGAAACGUUGGAGAGAAAAAUCAUUAAAAAGAAGUGCGGUUGGGUUAGAGAUGCACACCCAAAACACGUAUGUAAAUACAAUGCAGGAGCACUACGUAGAAUAGAGCAAACCCUCUUUUUUUACAGUUGCAUAGCCUAGCUUUAACUCCUACAAACACAGUUUAAAACUGCUUCUUGUGCAGCCUGAAUACCUGACACAUCGGCCAGCUGCAUGAAGCAGAUUGCAGAAGUUGUCCCGACAACACGUGUGCGCCCUCAAGGGCGAGCAUGACAGAAAAAGGACCCUCAUUUACGAGAGUAACGUGACGUUCUGCCCGCUUUGACACUGACUCAUUAAAACCUAAUACAUAUCUGUGAAAUUUAGCAGAAGGGUUUGUUGCCACUGUCUCUGGUAUUCUCAAGAAGGAGUUUAGCUUUUCAAGUGAACAAUUAUUAGUAUUUCCGUUUUAAACUGGCUCCCGUUUAAGAAAACACGGAUAAAUUCAGAGUUUUACACUGCCAGCGGCUGUUAGACUUAAUUAUAGUAAUGCUAUGACAAUGUAUUCCUAGUUCUUCUGUUAUUACAUUACCAGAACAUCCACCCAGUCAUUAGCUCAAAAUUACACACACGCUUAUGUUUAAUAGCUGCACUUAGUUUUAGUGAACAGUUUGAAGCAGUUUUGCCUCUUUUUUUUUGUAAGUUUUGCAUCUGUAGCCGUGCUAAGUAGGUGUAUAAAAAACCAACUCACAAAACGUCCCUGCGUGCUUUAAAGAAAACCUAUUUAAUAUGUGCACUGAAUGAUUGCUUUAAUGAAUAGGCUUUAGACUCUGCAAAUGUUUUGCAAUGACGUGUUUGUUUCCUUUCUGCUCUGUGUUGUUUCGAAGACUUUAAUUUGUGCCAUCUGUUUUGUUCAAACCAUUUAUUUAAUUGCAGUUUUUUGUUCAUACUGUUUCAAAUAAAAAGACAAAAACACAAAAUGUU
Messenger RNA from Nothobranchius furzeri (turquoise killifish), 3025 nucleotides. It is a transcript of the gene pdpn, whose product is annotated as podoplanin. NCBI's taxonomy places the organism in Eukaryota, Metazoa, Chordata, Actinopteri, Cyprinodontiformes, Nothobranchiidae. The record is from RefSeq and is a predicted model, not a curated record.